Aspergillus aculeatinus CBS 121060 is the source of this 561-nucleotide messenger RNA. RefSeq lists its product as uncharacterized. The record is from RefSeq and is a predicted model, not a curated record. The transcript has 2 exons. NCBI's taxonomy places the organism in Eukaryota, Fungi, Ascomycota, Eurotiomycetes, Eurotiales, Aspergillaceae. The coding region runs from base 1 to 561 and encodes 186 amino acids.
AUGACUACUAUCCCCAGGCUGAAAGGCCUCACACUCUGGGGGGGCAGGAACGAAGUGGUGAGUCUCCCCCCGCCUGAUCGCUCGAGUUCGGUCCCUCAUCAGUGGACCGCGUUAUACCUCGUUUCUCGCCCGCUCCCUGACAAGGUCUCUGCCUUCCAGUUCGAUAUUACCAGCCACGAUCAGGAAUAUGGAAACCCCAAGAAUGGGCUCUGGUCCUGGUUCGAAGUCUCGAUUUUAGGCGCCUGGGCCGAAGAACCCGAUCCCAACUUGUUCCACGACUUGAGUGGCCCGGCCUACGUCCGAUCGAGUCCAGAGGAAUUUGGCGAGUGGAUUCAGGAGCAAGGGCUAUACUUCAAGAAUCUGCCCAUGGGCCAUGCCCAGUCGAGUGGAGAUAUCAGCACGACCCUGGUGAAGAAUAAUCUUCAUUUUCAAUGGCAGCAACAAGUCGUGACCUGGAAGCGAGGCGGGAAUGAAGAUGAGAAGAGCGCUGAGCACUUUCUGGACCUCAUCGAGGAAGGCGAUCGGCUGGUGAUCUGGGCAAGAGUACGGUUUCCAGGGUAG